UUGCCCUUUAACAACUUAAGACGCUGAAACAAAACCUCCCUGGAUCAAAAUGUCAGCAGCUAAACUCAGAACAAAAGGUAAAAGUUAAAUAUACCCUCACGCUGUCACUUAAACGUAUAAUUAGCGCCAUAUUCUCAAAAUCUACGUUCGCAUUUUUAUCCGUACGUCCCCGCUUCACCUCAGAGUCAUUUCCCCCUGUAACUUGAUAGCUGACCGUAAUGUUUGUAAUAAAGUCGCUUAAAGGGAAGUUCAGAGGGAAUUUCUGCAGACUCGGGGAAAUUCAAACACACACACACACCCUCUCGCUGCGUGUGUGAGGUGCCACAUCGAAACGGAAUAAUAAGUGUCGGAAAACGAGCAUCAUGCUGCUGAUCCUGCUGCAGUUGUUGGUCCUUGUUUCGUGUGCUCCUCCGCGGUGUGACCCAGGAAUUCGAGGACUGUGCAAGCCAGCAGUGGAAGAAAAACCCAAAUGCACAGAUAUCCUACUGUCCUACUGCGACGACGUGGGCUACGCUCAGACAAUGUUCCCAAACCUCAUUGGCCACAAGACCCGUGAGGACGCAGAGGCAGGGGCCGAGUACCUCCUCAUAAGCGUGGUGGAGUCCCUGCUCGGCGGAGAGUGCAAUCCCGAAAUCCGCAUGCUGGGCUGCUCAGUGUUGUCCCCGCGCUGCGAGGGGGCGAAGGUGCUGAAGCCCUGCCGUACCACCUGCGAGGCUGUGCAUAAAAAAUGCAUCCAUGCUUUUGAGGGGAUAGAGAUGGCGUGGCCCUACUUCCUGGACUGUGAUCGCUUUUUUGUAAGUGACCAAGAAGGAUGUUAUGACCCACUGGAGGGUCUUAAAGCAGAUCAGGAUGUAGAGGCCGAUUACAGCAUGGAGAUUCUUCUUCCUGAGGAGCCUACAAACUCCAUGCAGUUCACCUAUCACUCUAACGCUCAGAUGAUCAGCAUCUUGAAGAAAACUGAGGAAGAAUGCUCCGACAUAGCCAGAACCUACAGCAUUGGACGCAGCAUAGAGGGCAGGGAGCUGCUUGUAAUUGAGUUCUCAAACAACCCCGGCCAACAUGAGCUACUCGAGCCAGAGAUGAAGUACAUUGGCAACAUGCACGGAAAUGAAGUCCUGGGCCGGCAGCUGCUGAUCUACUUGGCUCAGCACCUGUGCUCAGAGUAUCUGCAGGGAAACGAGCGCAUCCAAGCCCUCAUCAACACCACCCGCAUCCAUAUUCUGCCGUCAAUGAACCCUGAUGGAUAUGAGGUGGCUGUCUCAGGAGCCCAGGACAAUAACUAUGGUGAUGAGGAGGGUCAUCAAUAUGAUACUUGGAACAUCGGUCGAAACAAUGCUCAGAACAUCGACCUGAACAGAAACUUCCCUGAUUUGACUUCCAUCGUUUACAACCGGCGCAGACAAAAGGGCUACCGCACCGACCACGUCCCAAUCCCAGACUAUUACUGGUUUGGUAAGGUCGCACCAGAGACGUACGCUGUCAUGAAAUGGAUCCGCUCCAUCCCAUUUGUGCUCUCUGCUAACUUCCAUGGUGGGGACCUGGUGGUGUCGUACCCCUACGAUCUGUCAAAACACCCACUGGAACGCAACUUGUUCUCCCCGACACCGGACGAUCAGGUUUUCAAGUUUCUGUCCAAAAUAUAUGCAAACGCCCACGAGAGAAUGCCCAAUGAAAAUGCCCGGUGUGGACCGUCUCGUUCUCACAGUCAGAGAGGAAUCGUUAAUGGAGCACAGUGGUCCAGCUUUGCAGGCGGCAUGCAAGACUUCAACUAUCUUCACACAAACUGUUUUGAGGUGACUGUGGAGCUGGGUUGUGAUAAAUUCCCCCCUGAAGAGGACCUGUUUAUCGGCUGGCAUGAAAACCAGGAGGCUUUGCUCACAUUUAUGGAGGCAGCUCAUCGUGGUAUCAAAGGCAUUGUAAAAGAUGAGGAGGGAAAUGUAAUAAAAGGUGCACGGAUCACGGUCAAAGGAAUACGGCAUGACAUUAUGACAACUGAAAAUGGAGAAUACUGGCGCCUCCUCACCCCUGGCAUCCACAUCGUGAGCGCCUCGGCCCCGGGCUAUGCCAAAGCCACGAAGAAGGUCCACCUGCCUUCUCGCAUGCACACAGCCGGCCGAGUGGACUUUGUGCUGCAGAAAGCUGCACUGGAGGCUGACGUGCAGGAGGUGGACUCCACCAUCCCGUCCAUGGGCACCUACGAUCGCUUUGACCCUUUCAACCAGUACGAGCGCUACACCCUGAUGGCUGACGUGAGCCAGAUCCGUGAGGAGAGAGCAGAGAAGCCUUGGUGGUGGAACUACUUUGUCCUGCCGGGUGGACCCGCUCCCACCUGGCUGCUAAAACACUAUUAGAGCUUUAAUAAGAGAAGUGGAAGUUGUUUAUGUUCAUACAGUAUACACACAAGCUAGGCUGCCAUGUAAAGGAAGUACUGCUUUUUAUUGUUGUUACACAGCAGAAAAGUGUAAAGCUGGCUGGCUGGCCUUUAUGUUAGCUGUCUUGCUUUUACCAACAAGUGCCUGGUGUGUUCAUGAGAUCAUAAUGUAAGCACCUUUAAUCCACAAGUCAGACAGGAUUUUACUCUGAGCUUUAAGUCUGUAAUCAACAAUCAAACAGCUUCAGUAUACAGCCAUGAUGAAAUGCAAGAAUGUCAAAGACUUAUAUUUGUAUUUUUUAACAAUUUUACAGCAUAAAUAAAUAAUUUUUAUAUGGUCACAAUA
This is a messenger RNA of Lates calcarifer (barramundi perch), 2717 nucleotides long. RefSeq names its product carboxypeptidase Z-like. Gene Ontology annotation, biological process: proteolysis. Gene Ontology annotation, molecular function: metallocarboxypeptidase activity; zinc ion binding; protein binding. Lineage: Eukaryota; Metazoa; Chordata; Actinopteri; Centropomidae. The record is from RefSeq and is a predicted model, not a curated record.